AUGCAAAGGUUAAAAGAUUGUACUCAACGUUACCGUAAACAUAUAUUAAAUCAAACAGAGAAAAACUCAGGUACUAGUCUGCUUCGAAUAUUAUCAGCAAACGAAGAUAUAGAAGAUAGAUAUUGUAAUUGUGGUAUGCUUUAUGAACGACUAUCCAGAAUUCGUCAUUUGAUUAAUAUUUACAACCAUCUUAUAUUUGAUUUUGAAACACAUCAUUUAACAGUUGAACGACUGCCGGAUAAAGAAUCCAACUUAGAUUACAAUUCCCUUUUAUAUGAUUCUGUUAGAAGACUACAAGAAUCAAUUCCACAAGAAAACCCUAUUUCAUUUUAUCGUGUCAAUAUUGAGAAAUUAGCAACAGAAACAAAAGGAUUUAAUCAUGCAUCAUGUCAGUGCGCAUAUCCAUCAGUGAAAGUUGAUCAAUUUUCAUUUCUUGAUUAUACACAUUUAUCACAUGUACAUUUGGCAGUCGCUCAAAAUGGUGAUCAUGUAUUUGUCUUAGCUACAUAUGGUGGAAUUGCUGCAUUUUAA
This is a messenger RNA of Adineta steineri, 531 nucleotides long. The record is from the annotation of a GenBank genome assembly. Lineage: Eukaryota; Metazoa; Rotifera; Eurotatoria; Adinetida; Adinetidae.